Messenger RNA from Mesorhabditis spiculigera, 900 nucleotides. NCBI's taxonomy places the organism in Eukaryota, Metazoa, Nematoda, Chromadorea, Rhabditida, Rhabditidae. The record is from the annotation of a GenBank genome assembly.
AUGGGCUGGGAGCUAUUCGAGUACGCGGUGUAUGCCAUCGUGCUGCCAAUUCUUAUUUCGACAUCAAUUAAAUUGGCGCUUAAACAGAAGUUGCAUGGAAAUAUGAGAUUUAACGUAUCUUUAAUGACGCUUUCGGUUAUUUGGAUGCUUCUGGUUCGGAUAGUGCAGCUAAUAUCUGUAAACUGGGAGAAUUCAGCCGAGAUGGGUGGUUAUUGCUAUUACGCAAUGCAAGCCGGUUACAACUGGUACCGAGGCUCGUUUUUCUCCUUUAUCAUCGAAAGAUUUGUCUGCGCAAUGACGACAAAUCGAUAUGAACACCUAAACUCCAUAGCCGUCAAACUUCUCUUUGGUCUCCUCACGGCAGUCAUCGUUGCGGUUGUCCUUAGCCUCGUCAUCUUUGCAGCCAAGUUCUUCAAUACCUUUGCGUUUGCCUGGAUGUUCACGAUGCAGUCUUCAACGAUACCGAUGACGGCUUAUGUGCUGAGGAGAACGCGGCAAGAUUGGUCGGCACGACACGAGGGAGCUUCUCUUUCUCAGAGAUUCCAAAUCGCGGAAUCGCGCGCCUCGGCCAAACUCUUCCUCCCGCUGACCGCCAGCAAUUUCCUGUGCGUGCUGUUUCUGCUGGGUGUGCUCGCCGCGAUCGCGUUCGGCAAUCUCGAAGGGGAAACGAUCGGCCUCUGCUACACAUUGUUAGAUUGGCUCGACUUCUACCAAAGACUCUUCUAUAUCGCGGUGAUUGUGAGAACGGAGGGCGAUUGUUGGCAAUCUGUGGCCAAGUUCUUCAUCAAAUUCCGCCACGGGAAAUUUUCCGGGCGAAGGAAUACGAUAUCUGUGACGCCGAUCCAGAGCAACAAAGCCGACACUGAAGAAUAUUUCAAAAACUAUAAGAAUAUGUGGGGA